UUCCCCUCUCACUGUAUCUCCCUUCUUGCAGUUUCAUCGCUUCUAUCUUCUCCUUUACCAAGUAUCUUUGAACUCUCUGCAGUUUGAUCAUCCCUUGCCCUCUCCACGGCUCUUAUCGGUCCCAAAAAAAAAGCUUUGUUUAGAUUGAAGCUUCCGCACAGACUCAAACAUGGCCGACAACAGUGAAGUCAGGUAUCCCGACCCAAAUGCCAACAUCAAGGAGUCGAUCACAAACGGCCCGGUUGCUGAAACCAUCCGAUCCGAGGCCUCCCGCACUGGACAAGAAUUUCGCGACCUGAAGAGCGCCAAAGUGAUUCCUUCGACCACCACGGCCACCGGCCAGCCCCUGACUUACUACCACUCUCUGUUCUACAGCCUCCUCAGCUGGGAACAACCCCGUGCCACUGCCGCUUCCUUCGCCAGCGUCGUUGCUUUCAUUUUCGCGGCCCGUUACCUCCCUCUCCUUCGCUGGUUCUUCAAGUUCCUCUAUCUCGUCCUCGGGGUUACCGCUGCAGCAGAGAUUGGCGGCAGGGUCGUUCUCUCUCAGGGACUCACCAGCUCAUUCCGUCCCCGCAAAUACUAUACCCUGCCUAGGGAAACGAUCGAGGCUGUGCUGGAGGACUUCCAGCAGCUCGUCGAUUUCCUCUUCAUUGAGUUUCAGCGCAUUCUGUUUGCGGAGAAUGCCGUUCAUACCACAGCUGCCGCUGCUGCCGCGUUCUCUGCCUACUGGUUGAUUAAGAUUCUUCCCUUCUGGGGCCUGUCUCUUUUGGCCGUCACUAUUGCCUACCUUGGACCCUUCGUUUAUCUCAACAACCAAGAAAUCAUUGAUGCUCAGAUUGAAAACGUCCGCCAGAUGGUUGGCUCUCAGGCUAACCAACUGAAGGAUCUAGCGGAGGAGCGCACCUACCAUGCUACCGGUGUGGUGAAACAGUAUGUUGGAGACUACAGCAACAAAGCCCAGGAAUAUAUCGGCCGUCGUUCCGCCUCUCCCGAGGUCGCCAAAGGCCCUGCUGCAGGGCCUGUAGUCAAGAGGGAACCCGAGCCCGAGGCUGUCGUCAAGACGUCUGAUUUCCCUGAAGCACCUAAGGUUGAGCCGGUGGCGCAAUCAAUCGAGACUCAAUCAGAGAAGGAGCCUCUCCUGGCUAUUUAAAUGAGUCUGCACGACUCCUGCGGUCCUAAUCUCGCCUGGUUUCACGGAUUAGACGGGUUGCGACGCAGGACCAAACCCAGCUAUCUGGCUUCAACGUCCAGGAAAAAUUGAGACCCAGUUUUGUGCACUAAAGCAGUCGUAAAUCUGCUUCUUUGACA
This is a messenger RNA of Aspergillus nidulans FGSC A4, 1308 nucleotides long. RefSeq lists its product as uncharacterized. The transcript is spliced from 7 exons. NCBI's taxonomy places the organism in Eukaryota, Fungi, Ascomycota, Eurotiomycetes, Eurotiales, Aspergillaceae. The coding region runs from base 170 to 1150 and encodes 326 amino acids. Gene Ontology annotation, cellular component: endoplasmic reticulum membrane. The record is from RefSeq and is a predicted model, not a curated record.